AUGAGAAAGAUCCACAGCCAUAAGCUAGGGAAAAACACCUACCUGAGCAAAGAAAUGAGAGAGAGAUUUGGCUGCUUCAUUUCUCCUUUAAAAGGAUCACCUGGCUUGAGCCAUCAUCGGAAAUGUACAUUCGGCUCAAUAGGAAUACACACCUACAGUGAUCUGCCAACAGUAUCCAGGAAAAACUGCAGAGACAAUCUAAUGGAUGAAGAUGAGAAAGACAGGGCAAAGAGAGCUUCUCGAAACAAGUCUGAGAAGAAGCGCCGGGACCAGUUCAAUGUUCUCAUCAAAGAGCUCAGCUCCAUGCUGCCUGGCAACACGCGGAAGAUGGACAAGACCACGGUGCUGGAGAAGGUCAUCGGGUUCCUGCAGAAACACAAUGAAGUCUCAGCGCAAACGGAAAUCUGUGACAUUCAGCAGGACUGGAAGCCUUCAUUCCUCAGUAAUGAAGAAUUCACCCAGCUGAUGUUGGAGGCGUUAGACGGCUUCAUCAUUGCUGUGACGACGGACGGCAGCAUCCUGUACGUUUCUGACAGCAUCACGCCUCUCCUCGGGCAUUUACCGUCGGAUGUCACGGAUCAGAAUUUGUUACGUUUCCUUCCAGAACAAGAACACUCAGAAGUCUACAAAAUGCUUUCUUCCCAUAUGCUUGUGACGGACUCCCCCUCCCCAGAACACUUAAAAUCUGACAACGAUUUAGAGUUUUAUUGCCAUCUUCUCAGAGGCAGCUUGAACCCAAAGGAAUUUCCAACUUAUGAAUACAUAAAAUUUGUAGGAAAUUUUCGCUCCUACAACAAUGCGCCCAGCCCCUCCUGUAACGGCUUUGACAGCGCCCUUUCGAGGCCCUGCCGAAUGCCCCUGGGAAAGGAGGUCUGCUUCAUUGCCACCGUUCGCCUGGCAACACCACAAUUCUUAAAGGAAAUGUGCAUCGUUGACAAACCUUUAGAGGAAUUCACUUCAAGACAUAGCUUGGAAUGGAAAUUUUUAUUUCUGGAUCACAGAGCUCCUCCCAUCAUAGGAUACCUGCCUUUUGAAGUUCUGGGAACCUCGGGCUACGAUUACUACCACGUGGAUGAUCUGGAGCUCCUGGCCAGGUGCCACCAACACCUGAUGCAGUUUGGCAAAGGGAAGUCGUGUUGCUACCGGUUUCUGACGAAAGGCCAGCAGUGGAUUUGGCUGCAGACUCACUACUACAUCACCUACCACCAGUGGAACUCCAAGCCCGAGUUCAUCGUGUGCACGCACUCCGUGGUCAGUUACGCGGAGGUCCGGGUGGAAAGAAGGCAAGAGCUGGCCCUGGAGGACCCGCUUCUGGAGACCGUCCACCCUUCGGCACUGAAGCACAAGGGCUCCAGCCUGGAAGCUCAGCAGCACUUCAGUGUACUCGACGUGGGCACCUCGGGCCUUAACACCAGCCACUCACCCUCGGCGUCCUCAAGAAGCUCCCACAAGUCCUCGCGCACGGCCGUGUCCGAACCCACCUCUACUCCAGGCAAGCUGAGGGCAGAGGCCGGCACCACGGCUUUGCCAAGAUCGGCCCAAGAGCUCCCCGCGCUAGGGCUCAGCCAGGCAGCCACGAUGCCGGCUCCCCUGCCCGCCCCGGCGUCCUGUGACAUCACACAGCAGCUCCUGCCUCAGACCAUCUUGCAAAGCCCACCUGCCCCCGUGACACAGUUUUCAGCACAGCUCAGCAUGUUCCAGACCAUCAAAGACCAGCUGGAGCAGAGGACGAGGGUCCUGCAAGCCAACAUCCGGUGGCAGCAGGAGGAGCUCCACAAGAUCCAGGAGCAGCUCUGCCUGGUCCAGGACUCCAACGUCCAGAUGUUUCUGCAGCAGCCAGAUGUAUCCUUGAGCUUCAGCAGUGCCCAGCGGCCCGAGGCUCAGCAGCAACUGCAGCAGAGGUCGGGCCCAGGCCCCCAGCCCCAGCUCGUGGCCAGCCCUCAGCUUCUGGGGCAGAUGGCCUCUGCCCAGGUCACAAGCCAGCACCUGCUCAGAGACUCGAGUGUGAUAUCAACCCAGGGUCCAAAACCAUUGAGGAGCCCGCAGAUGAUGCAGGGGAACAGCCUGACGCCCCAGUUCAGCAGCACCUCCGCUGUGCUCCCACCGGCUCUGAGCCUGACCACGCCUGCUUCCGCCUCCCAGGAGGCCAGCCAGGGCCAGCCCAGCCCGGACUUCAGCCACGAUCGGCAGCUCAGGCUGCUGCUGAGUCAGCCCAUCCAGCCCAUGAUGCCCGGGCCCUGCGACGCGAGGCGGCCCUCAGAGGUCGGCAGGCCUGGACGGCAAGUCAGGUAUCCACAGAGCCAGGCCGUGUGUCCAAACCCAGACGUGCACACCACCACCAGCAGCACCUCGACCCCUGUCCUGCUGAUGGGGCUUCACCCCCACUUCCCCACCUCCCAGCCGUCGCCGCUGAAGCCCGCGCAGACCCAGCAGCAACCUCCGUGCUUCCUGCAGGCGCAGGCACCAACCUCUUUGCACAGUGAGCCGCAGGACUCGCUCCUUCUCUCCACCUACCCGCAGCAGCCAGGGACCCUGGGCUACCCACCUCCCGCACCCUCGCGCCCUCCCCGAAGGGUCAGCAGCCUGUCUGAGUCCUCAGGCCUCCAGCAGCUACCCCGGUAGUGCCCUGGCGCCUCAGUUGGGUCACAUCAGCUUUAACCAAUGGACGGUCGAGGGGGGAUGGCCAGGGAGUCGGGGAGAAGAGUUUAAAGGACACCCCGGCUUUCGUGCGCACCGCAUCCGUUUCAGAGCUCCUGAACGGUGACAACGUCUGAGCACAGCGGCCGGCCCCUGGAAGUGGGCAGGGACACUGGCCGCGUUUCCCUGUCCCUGCACUUCACGGCCCCAGUCUACAGCCAUACCUGGAAGGGACCGCGGUCCCCACGGGAGUGCAUCGCUUAAUUCACCUUAGUGAUGGCUCAUCUCGCUGCAUCCUGCCCCGCCCCCCGGGGCGCGCCGCCGCCGCUCACCGCUGCCGCCCGUGCGCACGUGCUCAUUGGCCUGCGCUCUCUCGACUCUCUUUCCUCUUGCAUUGCAGAAGCACCGGGUCAGGGAUUUGUUGAAGAGAGAGAAUAAAGAGAUUAUUUUUUCUUUAUUUUUAGAUGAUUGCUUCUGUUUUAAUUUGCACAGCUGCACAAGGAGAUAACUUAGGCACCUUCCUUUCUUAAAAA
Molecule: messenger RNA, 3170 nt
Organism: Kogia breviceps (pygmy sperm whale)
Lineage: Eukaryota; Metazoa; Chordata; Mammalia; Artiodactyla; Physeteridae
Source: RefSeq, a predicted model, not a curated record